UGUGUUGACUCGCGAGAGUGAACUCGCGAACAGUGAACAGUGAACAGGAAAUCGUUUGGUCUGCUGUUCAUCCUCCAGUCCGCUGGUUUGUUCGCCUCAGCAGAAGCCGACUCGCUGAACAGUGUAAAGUCAGUGUUGUCAAGGCUGGUUGAAACUCUACUUUAAAGUUGAAGAAUCAAGCCAGUUCAUCAAGUGAAGUGUCACUUGUUUUGCCUCGUAGAUGUGAUCAGGAGUGAGAUCGAGCUUCUCCCACAUCACCAGUCCAUCAAUCAACAAGUGUGUGUUGACGUAAAGAAUCUAGAUAUCUACUUUCCUAUUGAAUUUGAUUCAAUAAAUUGCCGAAGUUCUCACACCCAAGGCCCAAGGACUUUGAUUUAAUCUCACCCAGAACCUGUGUUGGAAGUGCCUUUUAUACUUAUAAAUCUACUCAGAGGUGCAGUAAAACCUGUGAAGAUGAGCAGAUUGCGGUGUGAAGAGACAGGGAUCAUAUGACAGCAUCAUGGACCAGCAUGUCAUUGCUUCACUGGAUUAUCCUGAUGACUGUUUAAUCUCUCAGUGUAUUAGACCGCCAUGACAAAGGCCAGAUGAGGGCAUCCUUACUUAUCUUGUAGUGGGUUUUCUUUUCAUUUGUUCUUCUCAGCUGGAAAAAGUGGCCUCUGAUUGAAGAUGCAUCACAAGGGUCAACCGAAUGGAGUCCUCAGGCAUAAUCUUGCCUGGAAGAAGCAUCACAGUCUCAAAAGCAGUGCAUAUUUAUUUUUUGUAGGAUUAAUGGGAUUCUUUGUGGGAGUGUUCCUGGUCAACUGGUGCAAAGUUAGUGUUAUUUCUCACUGUGGAUUAAAAGGUAUGUGUUGCAAGGAAAUUCGUUUGGGGCCUGAGCCAAGCCCUGAAAUGGAUGCCCCAGAGUCUGAGACAGAGCCGUCAAGUCUCAAAGACAAAGAUGACUUUAUAUUUGUUGGAAUUAUGACCGCCAAAAAGUUCAUUGACAACAGAGGACUGGCUUCACACAGAACCUGGGCUAGCAAUAUCAAUGGAAAAGUUAUGUUUUUUUCCAGCGAAGGUUCCUCCUCCAGCUAUGAUGUACCUGUGGUGGCAUUGCCUGAUGUCGAUGACCAUUAUCCGCCGCAGAAAAAAUCAUUCAUGAUGAUAAAGUACAUGCAUGAUCAUUUUCUCGACAAGUAUGAAUGGUUUAUGAGAGCAGAUGACGAUGUUUUCAUCAAGGGAGACAAACUGGAUGAGUUUCUCAGAGGGAUCAACAGCUCUCAGGCACGUUUUAUAGGGCAAGCAGGGAUAGGUAAAGCAGAUGAACUGGGAAAGCUAUCCUUGACAGCGCAUGAAAAUUUUUGUAUGGGAGGCCCUGGAAUGAUUUUUAGUCGUGAAACACUGAGGAGGAUGGCACCACACAUCAGCUACUGCUUGCAGAAUUUGUAUACUUCUCAUGAGGAUGUGGAAAUUGGCCGCUGUGUGAGAAAAUUUGCUGGUAUCCAGUGUACAUGGGCAUAUGAGAUGCAGCAGAUCCUGUACCAGAACUACAAGGAAGACAAGGGCUCCUUCAAGAACACGCUCAAGAACAAAGAGGUCCAGAAGGCCGUGUCGCUGCACCCGGUGAAGGACCCGGACUACCAGUACCACAUCUACAACUACCUGCGCUCGGUGCGCGUCAUGCAGCAACACCAGCGGGAGGUACAGCUCCACCGGGACCUGGCGGCCAUGACAGAGUUCCUGGAGGACGGCUGGUUCCUACCGGAGCCCAGCCUCAGCCAGAAGCCCUCGCUCAUCAAAUUCCGGCCCCUGAACGGGAAAGAAGUCAUUCCAUGGGAGUAUCUAGCCCGCUCUAUUUUCUCUCCGUUCAACAACAACCCCAGACGCGGAAUCGACGAAUCGGUCAAAGGAGCGUUAGACGAACUCGUCAAUCAGAUCAUCAUGAAAGUCAAUAAAAAUGCCCACUUGCGAGGUAGGACAAUAGAUUUUAAAGAAAUCCGUUACGGAUACCAACGCCUGGAUCCAAUGCAUGGGCCAGACUAUAUUCUUGACCUGCUGCUUACGUAUAAGAAAUAUCGCGGGAAAAAAGUCUCUAUGAAUGUCAGGCGACAUGCAUACCUUCAGAGGACUUUUUUACCACUGGAGAUGAAAGAAGACCCAGGUGUUGUUCCGACGAAGGAAGGUUUUGGGGUUGGGGCCAAAGUGAAAUCCUGGCUGCACAAAUUUUCUGGCCAAGGAGAUUCUCCUCAGCUCAUCAACAAGAGAAACGAGCACAUCGACAUCAUUAUGCCUCUGAUGGGCAGGUACAAAAUAUUCCAAAGAUUUAUGAACAACUUUGUGAAUGUCUGUCUGCUCCCGCAGGAAAAUGUGAAACUUGUUGUGGUUCUGUACCACGCCAAAGACGACCCAGAUGCAUUUAAACACAGUCUUGAUCUCAUUUAUUAUCACCAAGACAAGUAUGGCAAGGACUUCAUCGAAGUGGUUCAAACAAAUUCUGAGUUCUCGCGUGGGCCGGGCCUGCAGUUAGGAGCGGAGCGUUGCCACGAGGACUCGCUGCUGUUUUUCGUGGAUGUGGACAUCAUCUUUUCCUCCGCCUCUCUCGACCGCAUCCGACUGAACACCCGGCGAGGGUCUCAAGUAUACUUUCCCAUUGUUUUCAGUCAGUACGACCCCCAGCCUGUGUGCGCGCCGGGCUCCCCGCACUGUGACUGCAGACACACUGAGUGUGUUCUCAAACCAGAGGACGUGAGCGAGGAUGCGGGCUACUGGCGUCUGUUUGGCUUUGGCAUCGCCGCCCUGUACCGGAGUGACUACCACGCUGUGGGCGGCUUUGAUCUCAGUAUAAGGGGGUGGGGCAAGGAGGAUGUGGAUUUAUACACUAAAUUUAUAGAGCAUUAUUACAUCAUCUUCAGGGCUGCUGAUCCUGGCAUGACUCACAUCUUCCAUGCCAUUCAGUGCAGUGACAACCUGGUGGAGGCACAGAUGGUCAUGUGCAUCAAUUCUAGGGCUCAGAGCUAUGCAUCAACGUCCUUGCUUUCUAAUCAAAUCUACAACAAUCAUGAAAUCUUACGCAGAAUGGAAAUGCACCAUAUAAAUCAUAGAUUAAAAUAGGGUGAUAUUUGUAAAGUGGGCGAAUUGCUUUAGGUAGUUUAUAUCCUCAGCUGAGCUGUGUGACAUGUUUGUUUUCUGUUGAUUAUACUGGUUGUGUGGUUUUAUUUAGUGCCUUCAUUUCUGUUAGUGUCCUGAAACAAUGCUUGAAACUUUGCAAAGUAACUCCACUCCUCUGCCUGCUUUUUGUGCAUAUUCAUUAUUUGCUUUGAGGGAGAGUAUUUCUAUACUAUUAUG
Messenger RNA from Aplysia californica (California sea hare), 3324 nucleotides. Its product is annotated as chondroitin sulfate synthase 1. The record is from RefSeq and is a predicted model, not a curated record. Gene Ontology annotation, cellular component: Golgi cisterna membrane. Gene Ontology annotation, molecular function: glucuronosyl-N-acetylgalactosaminyl-proteoglycan 4-beta-N-acetylgalactosaminyltransferase activity. NCBI's taxonomy places the organism in Eukaryota, Metazoa, Mollusca, Gastropoda, Aplysiida, Aplysiidae. The transcript is spliced from 3 exons. Bases 667 to 3090 code for a protein of 807 amino acids.